AUGGUUGAGCCUGAAAGGGUUACAUUCGGUCAAAGUGUUUCUCUAUAUAAUGUUCGUCAAGGACGUGAGCCGCUUAAAAUAGCCGAGUUUACCUCCUCCUCAGCACAGCUCAAAUUGGACUGCGAAUUCCAAUUUGUUGGAAACUCCAAGUUCUCUCUCCAUACACCAUUCAACCAACGCAUCCGUAUCUUCAUUGCUGGAUAUGUUGGAGACCCUAUAACAAAUGAUGAUGAAGAAGAAACUUCAGAAGAAGAUAACUAA
This is a messenger RNA of Trichomonas vaginalis G3, 261 nucleotides long. RefSeq lists its product as uncharacterized. The transcript has a single exon. Lineage: Eukaryota; Parabasalia; Trichomonadida; Trichomonadidae. The record is from RefSeq and is a predicted model, not a curated record. Bases 1 to 261 code for a protein of 86 amino acids.